CUCGGAAUAUCGCGCAUCGUCGGACCCUAGAGAGUUCUCGUUAAUUGCUUUCCUCAAAAACAAUCCAAUCCGAUCCACAUUCAUCAUGAAGACCUCUUUCAUCGCCUUGGCCAUGGCCUCCGUCAGCUUUGCUGCCAUUACUCCCGAUAUGCACCAGGCUGGUCUUGCCCGUGCUCCUACCGGCAAGGGCAACGUCUACUGGCACACUUGCGGCAACUGCAAGUGCAACGCCAGCGGCUCUCGCGAGGGCUUCACCGGCGACAGCGGCUGCAUGCAGAUCGACGGCAACAUCCGUGCCCUCGGCCUCACCCGUACUGGCUCCAAGCAGACUACCUGCAGUGUCUUCACUAGCAACAACUGCUCCGGUGGUGUUGCUCAGAGCGUCGGUGUUGGCAGCGGCACCUACGCCUGCACUGCCCUCAACCAGAACUCUGGCUCCAUCCGCUGCUACUACAAUGCUUAGAUUAAGCUUAAUAUAUAAAUAAACAAUGCCGU
This is a messenger RNA of [Torrubiella] hemipterigena, 495 nucleotides long. The record is from the annotation of a GenBank genome assembly. Lineage: Eukaryota; Fungi; Ascomycota; Sordariomycetes; Hypocreales; Clavicipitaceae.